UCAAUGGCAUGACAUGGCAUGGCCUGCGUGAAAUCAUGUGCGGCGCAGGUUUCGCGCUGGCGUGCCGUCUGAACUUGUUUAGUCACAAGGAAAAAAUGUGUAGCAGCCGCCGUAGAUGUUUAUUUAUUCAGGAAUCUGGAGCCAUGGCUGAUGUGAAGCCGCUGCCCAAGUCGGCCGAGGUGGUGCGCACAGUGGAGAUGCACACGGGCGGCGAACCGCUGCGGAUUGUCGUGUCGGGCCUGCCGCCGAUAGUGGGCGCCACGUUGCUGGAGAAGCGGCGGUACUGCCGGCAGCAGUUGGACCACUACCGGCGCCUGCUGAUGGCAGAACCGCGCGGACACCGGGACAUGUACGGCGCCUACCUCGUGGCGCCCGACCACCCGCAAGCGCACAUGGCCGCCCUCUUCCUGCAUAACGAGGGCUACAGCACUAUGUGUGGUCACGCCAUGAUGGCGCUGGCCCGCUACCUGGUGGAUGAGGGUGUGGUGGCGCGCGACCCCGCCGGCGACACCGAGGUCAACAUUCAGUGCCCAUGCGGUCUGGUGCGCACGUGGCUCGGCGCCGACAACAUGGUCCGCUUCCUGUCCGUGCCGGCGUUCGUGCUGCAGGCGGACCUGCGGCUUCCGCUGCCGGACGGCGGCACCUGUCGUCUGGACAUCUGCUACGGUGGCGCCUUCUACGCGUUUGUGCGCGCGGCGGACGUAGGCCUGAGGGCCGGCAGCUCGGCGGCAGCUGACUUCGUGCGCGAGGCCGCCCGCGUCCGCCGGCACGUGGCCGAGGUCGGCGUGACCGUGCGCCACCCGGAGAGCGACGACCUCGGCUUCCUCUAUGGAGUCAUCUUCGGCGACUUCGGGCCGCUGUCGGGGGCGGGCGCGCCGCCGCCGGACGCGCUGACGCUGGUGACCGUGUUCGCCGACGGCCAGCUGGACCGGUCACCGUGCGGCUCGGGUACGACCGCAUGCUGCGCGCUGCUGCACGCCGUCGGCCGGCUGCCGGCCGAUCGGCCUUGCACGUUCCGCAGCGUGACGGGCGCCGAGUUCCGGGCACGUGUGGCCAGCACAAGCGAGUUCCACCAACACCAGGCAGUGGUGGUGGAAGUGGCCGGCCGCGCCUUCUACACGGGCCGCGGCGAGUUCACCUGCGAGUCGGACGACCCGCUGGCCGCCGGCUUUCUGGUCCUCUGAGGGGGGUGGGCAGGUGGUCCCAAAGACCAUGGUAGCGGUGACCUGUGGGUACGAGGUCGAUCCUAUUCACGAGGGGCUGGUUUGUCUUCAUGGCGUGGGGCGUCAGCGGGCAACGCCGUUUGACCGUUUGGAGCGUGAAGUGGCGUCGAGCGUUGCCGCGCAGGGACACCUGCCGCCAUUUUGAAAUCAGCGAGGGUUGUUCAGCAUUGGUGCUCAGACUGAUAUGACCGCGCUCGGGCUGUCACAAUAUUACAUGUUAUGGUGAGCUUUUGGGUUUGUUGCGGAACACUUUUGUAGUUUAACGCGCUUCACACUAUAGUUAAUGUGAUGGUUGCGGGAUUGUACGCACGUGCUCAGUUAAGUUUUUUUCCAAAACCGUGCUGUUGCUGAAUGUGAACACACGCUUUGCCUUGCUGCAUUUCAAAUGGUUACUGACACGUAGUCAUUUGAAAUCAGUCAGUUUAGGUGAGAUGGAGUAACUCCCCACUUGACCUUGUGUUCAAUGUUAAUGUUUAGUCUUGCCAGAUCAGGCUUUACGAUAGAUGCAGGGGCGCAGCCAGAGCCUCGGCAAGGUGGGGGCGCACGGUUGACACACGGCCCCCUCAUGCUAAAAGGGCCUCCGAAUCAAAAGCGGUGGAUGUGGUCCAUUUGUCAUUGGGGCCAUGAUCAUAUCCACGUUUUCUUGGAUAUUAUAUAUAUAUAUAUAUAUAUAUAUAUAUAUAUAUAUAUAUAUAUUAAAGAUGGUUCACACAAAAUUACCCCAUAAAUUCGUCGCUCUUUACAUUCUUACGUUUUGAGAUCCUAUCUCAUGGUUGGAGAAUACCCAAUGACGCAAGGAGUCAGUUUUGAGUUUUGAAGGAUAAAACUUGUGCACUUAUAUUGGAAAACUUCUUUUGGCACGGGGAACACAAGUGAAGCAUGGCGAACUGAAGUAAGACAGCAUUAUAUUUUCACUUGAUACAGAUAAAAUACACUCAUAAUGGCAACACUACAAAGACAAACAUAUUGCCACAAUCCCAUCAACAGUGCUCGCCGCCCACCACCAAAGUUAUGAGAAACAGCCCAGGCAAACCCGACAAACUAAAAUGCAUCAAUGUAGUGUAUCAAUUCAAAUGCAAUGUCGAAGGGUGCAAACUUCGUUCCAUACUCUGCACUUGUGUGACCACGACACAACGCCUGACAAUGCAUUUACGUGACGGGGCACCUCUGGACCACGUGCAACACGAACAUGACGAGACAUUGACGCAACAGCUGACAAGCGUCACUGACAUUUUACGGACGUACAAUGACAGACGACGCCUUAAAAUUUGGGGAAAUGUUUUCAUUAACGGACUCUCUCCAGCCCAAAACAUGUUAACAAAGGCAUGCUUAGGGAUGUUUUAAGGUAUGUAUUAAGGUAUGUUUUAGGUGGCAGAGCCAUGUAUGUAAUUUAGGUACGUAUGUACCUACUGGCAUCAAUGCCAGUGGGUAUGAAACCUGAGCGAUCAUGGGUGCCGCAGGAGGCGAACAAACAGGCUCCCGUCAAUAAGUAUAAGGUCCUCGCAGCAAACGAAAAUAACUAAAGACCAACGUGGUGGGCCCCUGAACGAUCGGUAGUGUGCGAGUACCGAGUAUAGCGCGCGAGUAGUGGUAUCUAGACCGAACGGUAGAUGACAGAGCGUCUCGCGGAGUACGGAAAUACAGUCUAGUUCCGACCGCCGACUCGUGUGCACCCCCGCGGAGACAGACUCGAACAGGUAGUGUAUCGACAGACUGACCUAUGAAGCCCCGGUCAUAGCAUGGGACCCUCUGAGCAAAGGGGAAUUAUUCAAGACUACAGCUUAAUAAUCCUGUGCAAUCAAGAGUGCACGGGCAGGUUAACGACACGGGUCUGGAUAGGAGUGAAAAGUCGGCCGCAAAUGAGACCAAAGGGAGAGAGCCCUCGAUAAAAGAAGAGGGCCCCUGACCAUCGAGCGUCUCUGCGCCUUACCUUAUAAGAGCCCUAGCAACGGCGAAACCCCUUCCAACAGCACAUUGGGCCCUGCGAAAAAAUGGGAAGAGGUCCAGGG
Messenger RNA from Pollicipes pollicipes, 3232 nucleotides. Its product is annotated as trans-3-hydroxy-L-proline dehydratase. The record is from RefSeq and is a predicted model, not a curated record. Gene Ontology annotation, molecular function: hydro-lyase activity. The coding region runs from base 9 to 1184 and encodes 391 amino acids. The transcript has 2 exons. NCBI's taxonomy places the organism in Eukaryota, Metazoa, Arthropoda, Thecostraca, Pollicipedomorpha, Pollicipedidae.